CGCUGUUGGGGAUCACAUGGUCCUGUAGGGGGCGGACGGUAAGCGGGUUGUGGCAACGUUGUGGGGUUGUGGUGGGUGGAGGACGUACCGUGGUACCGUAUUAUGGCACUAACAUCUUCCGUCCGUGCCCUUCCGAAAUCGCUGUUUGUGGCUGGAAGACUAUUUUGAUGGGGAACUGAGGGCGUGGCAUCUAAAGCAGAGGGCAGCUGACUGCUGCAGCUCCUGAUGCCAGCGUACUCUGAGGGCACAUUGACGUGUGGUCGGCCAGCAGUAACCUGGCCUGCCCGGCUUGCGGGGGAGAGACCAUGGCGGCUGAGCCAAAGAAAGAAGCAUCUUACAUUCCCGCAGGUGGAAGGUAGCCUCACAGUGCUGCUCAAUUUGCUAGAGCAGCAGCACAAAAAUUCAACAGUAACACGAAAUGUCAUAUUGAUCCUAAAGGAAGUUCUUACUUCUAAAACAGUGUCGAAGCAAUGUUGUGGUGCUCUUGUACAAAGGAACGGGGGCCAAGUCUUGCUCUCUGUUCUUCUGAAACAUCGUGAGAUAGGCAUCACAGACAUAAAUUCCAUCUGCGCACUCUAUGCUGUGCUCACUAGGAUGGCAACUAGAGACAGGAAGCUUGCUACUAGAGCUCGACUCGUUGGAGCUUUGAAAGUUCCACUCGAAGAAUUACAGCGUCAGCCCCGCCCCAAGCCUAGGAUUGCUUUGAGCACUGUGCAGUUUCUCCGGAAGUUGCUCAUGAAUAAAGUUAAUGCUACCCUUCUUGGCAAGGAAGGUGUGAUCCCUCAGCUACUUGGACUUUUGAAUGACCACCGUACAGUAUCAUUGUUCACAGCUCAAGUACUCGAAUGCUUGGCAUGGGCUACACGAUCAAAGAGAAAUGUCCUGGAAAUGUCGCAGCAUGGACACUCCAUCUUGUUGAACGUUUUGCACGAUCUGUCUGCUGGAAAGGUAACGACACGGCACGAGAAGCUGUUGGUGCGAAUGCUGAGAGCUGACUUGCAAGCACUGCUGCAUAUUGCCUUCUACAAGGCUGGUCGAAGAGCCCUGCUGGAGGACAUGACGCCAGAACGACUGUAUUCCUGGUGUACAACUUUGCCAUCCGGCCCACUCUGGAAUCGUCUGAUUGCAUUGGCUUGCCUAACCAUACAGAGAUGCAUGCCUCCAUUGGAGCUCCCUGUGUCAUCCAUAGAGAGUCCUGUAGUAUGCCCCCUCCAGCGACAACUGAAAGAUACUGCCAGUGAGAUACUGACCGAAGCUUCAUUGCGGGUGGACGUCCACAGAGGCAGUCAAGAUCAACUCUCAUCUGGAACCACUUCAUCCUCUGAUCCAGACGUCGACUCAGAUGAUGGGGAGCCAGAUAUUGUCAAAGAGAAUCCACCAAUACGUCAUGACACAGGACUCAGUGUUGGGACUUGUGUCCAAUUCUUUCCUGAAAUGGAAUUUAAAGGUGCUUCACUGGUUACAACUAGAAGUGAAGUGAGAGGUGAACCUGACGAGAAAGAGCCCCAUAAAAGGAUGAGCAUCCUAAAUUGCGCAGCAUUGCUGAAUGGUGCCCGAGAAGCACAGCGUGCAGAGCGUUGCCUCCAGGGUGUCGACAGGCCUGAAACUUUUGCACGGUUGGCACAAUCAACUGAAAGUGUAGUUCUACUAGUCAAACUUCCAUUCCCUGACCUACAUGGACAUGAUUCUGUGCAUGAAAUUGAACUACUCAACUCAAAGUGUGGAGCCUCAUAUAGGUCAAAGCUGUUGGGUCAUGUUGAGAGAUGCCUUGCCCUGAGACGCUCAACUCAGAGUGUAGUUGUGUAUGACUACGAUGCUUCUGUUAAUGGCAGCAUGACGUUCUUUCGGCCGCUUCGCAACACAGAUGAAACCCGGGUGGCGAACACUACACCUCGUUGCGUUCUCGAAUUUGAGUCCCGAUUUGAGAGUGGGAACCUGCGUAGGGCCAUUAAGGUAGGACCCACUGAGUAUGACUUGGUGCUGAACCCUGACAUCAACACUAAUUUCCAUCAUCAAUGGUUCUACUUUGAGGUGUCUGGAAUGUAUUCGGAUUGUUUGUACACAUUCAACAUUAUCAACUUGGAACGAAGUGGCAGCUUGUACACUGAGGGUCAGUGUCCACUCCUGUAUUCUGUACGAGAAAACCUGCAACGAAGAGAGACAGGAUCCAAUGGGGGUUGGCGUCGAGUUGGAGAGGACAUCUGUUACUUCCGCAACCAGUAUGCACGCAGCCACACAUCUCGCUCUGUGGAUCGACCCUACUACACACUGAGCUUCACUGUUCAGUUCCCUCAUGACGGAGAUGUUUGCUACCUGGCGUAUGCUUACCCAUAUUCCUUUUCACUUCUUAAGAGCCACUUACACUGUUGGCAGGUUGGCUGUGACACCAGCACAAUAUUUUACAAGCAACAGGUGCUCUGUGAAUCAUUCGGUGGAAACCCAGUGCCCUUGGUCACAAUAACUGCACAGCCUGCUGAAGAUUCAAGGCCCUACAUUUUUCUCUCAGCUCGUGUACAUCCUGGUGAAACUCAGUCCUCGUGGAUUAUGAAAGGUGUGCUUGACUUCUUGAUGAGCGAUAAGCCAUCAGCACAGAGGUUGCGGGAGGCCUUCACAUUCAAAGUGGUCCCUAUGCUCAACCCUGACGGGGUAAUCAAUGGCUGCCAUCGUUGUUCACUUGUGGGGCAAGACCUGAAUCGCCAGUGGUCAUUUCCUGACCAGAGGCAUCACCCAACAAUUUAUCACACAAGAGCACUACUAGAGUACUUGUCUAGCAUCAACAAGGCACCAGCUCUCUUGUGUGAUUUUCAUGGGCACUCCAGGCGUUUCAACAUUUUCCUCUACGGCUGUUCACCAUCACAGUCUUGGUGUAUGAAUGAUCGUCUGCUUCAUGAUGAUGCCUUAUAUGAGGUAUUGCCCGUACUCCUUCACCACGUAGCGCCAGCCUUCAGUUAUGACCAUUGCUGUUUUGACAUAGAGCAUGGAAAAGAGUCAACAGCACGUGUAACGGCUUGGCGCCAAUUUGGCAUUCAGCUGAGCUACACACUUGAGUGUUCCGCAGCUGGUUGUGAUCAAGGAAUGUAUGCGGGCCACCAUUUGGGCAUAGCCCAGUUAGAAGAAAUGGGCAUGAAAUUCUGCCAGGCGUUGGGUCGAAUGGGGCUGACCAGGGACAAGGUAGACGGCUCUCUACAACUGGAUCCCACUUAUCCGGAGCUUAUCGAAUCGUUCAGAAAUGAAAAAUCGAAAAAGAGAACAGUGAGCAGCAGCAGCUCUGGGAGUGUCAUUGAUGAAGAAGCCUGCAAUGAGGAAGAAGAAGGAGAGCAGGUUUUAGGAAACCCGUAAUCUAAUUUCACUGUGAAAAAUACCAUUGGCAGUAAAUGAGCAAAAAUCAUGGGCACCCCUUUCCGAUUAUGACGCUACUUUACUCUGCAAGUACUUCAGUCAGCUGUGGUUGCAUAGGUCGAUGGAAUUGGUGGCUAUAGGGAGCAAGACAAGGUUCACAACAUUUUCGGAAAUUACCAUCAAAUGCAUCAAGUACUUUGUUGGUGGUUCACAAUGAUGUGGCCGCUGUCGCUGUUGAAACUGCUGGCCAUGUGGGUUAUUAUUUUCCUUGAGGGAAAUUUGUCCCAAAUUGUGUUGGAUGCGUAUGCAUAUGAGCUUUGUCACGUGAUAAUGUGCUAUGCUGCGAUUAUUUUGUCAGCUUCCACUAGUAGCAUAAUUUCGAUGAUUGCCUACCUUCCCGUAGCACAUUGCUGUACAAAUGACAUUUUAUCUGCAGUAGCGCAGUUAUUUGGAAACACGAUACAUUUUAGACACUAGUACAGAGGGUUGUUCUUCUUUUGGAGCUUCUAGUCACUUUGUGGCAUGUUGUCCAGCAUGCCACUUUCCUUUCGAAAUGGCUUUUUCUGGUGCAGUGUUAUGGAAGAACACUUCUUUUACCAUAGUAUUGCAAAGAAUGUAUCGAAAGUGGGCACCGUUUGGGCCUCCCUUCUUCCCACUCUCUUCUGCUGUUUCAUUGCAUGCAGGGUGGCUAUGAGCACAUUGAUAGCAUGUUGCACAUUCACACUAAAACAACAAUGAAUCCUCAGUUAUGGUGCCACGUGCAAAAUGUUCACUGUGAUGUAGUAAGCAGUCCUUACACAAGAGAUCUGUGUGUGUGUGUGUGUGUGUGUGUGGAGUUGUGAGAAGUAGCAGUGCAUACUAUUUCUCCUUUCCCUGCUGCAUUUCCUAUAGGGUUUGAAGUGUGGCUCGAAGAAGGCUUAAAGGAGCUCUGAAAGCCAUCUAAAAAAUUUUCUAUUCCGAACGCAUUGUGGAAGUAGGUAACUCAACUUGAUGAUUAACACGAAAAUUUUAUCUGUAUGCGAUAUUUUUCGUAGAAAAAAAGACACUUCAACAUCGCCGCGCACGUUCCCACUUGACUCGCACUUCCGGGUCAAAGGAGGAGCAGAAUGAAAAAGAAACGUCAUUGGUGACAUAAUAAAAGUUGGAAGCGGCGACCGCGCUUCUAUCCGUGUCAGUGCUGACUGGUUUUCUUUUGUUUCUUUCCGUUUUCUUUCCCCCUGCUUUCUCCCUGUCAAGCGAUGAAUAAGGGAUGACCUCGAUAUUCCUGGUCGUGAAACCCCCGUUCUCGAAAUUCAUGUUCUGUAAACAAGGAAAACCAGGGAAAAUGCUGCUUCGUAAGAUGAUAUGCCGCGAUUAAGAACAUAACAUCACUAUUUAACCACUCAAACUGAGGGGUCCAAGUCGUCUUAGCAAACGAAAGACUCAUUUUAGCAGCCCUUUGGCUUGGCAGGGCGGCAUGUUGGUUAGUUGUGUGCUUGCAAUAUUAUGGCCGGGUUAGUCAGUUUUCCAUUGGCAGUUUCCUGCGCGCGACAUGGGCAUUUUAUAGUCAGCUAAAAUUUACACUACAUCAGUAGUCACGUGUUGUUUCAGUGCAUGCUGAUAUGUCGGCGGACGCAAACUUAACCGGCGCUGUCGGUCACUAUAUGGUGACAAAACAAAAGGUGCCGAGCACGGAUGAACUCAAACUUGCGUGUCUGUGUCGUCCACAUUUGUAGUCUGCAUCGGCCAAUUCUUGUUUAGCUCGAUGAUUGGUAAGUUGGCCAUAAAUUGUGGUUGCCUUAUGACACUGCUUGGCUAUGUCGGUGUGUAACUCAGGCAAUGAAUGUUCAAUGCCUGAUGCCACGACGUGCCGGCGACGGCAUAUUGCGAUAGAUUUCACUGGGUUGUAUCUGACAACGUAUCGGCAAGAACACUCUUCCAGCUGAAUAAGGAAUUAACUGAAUGGCUAGCAAAGUUGCUAGUCGAAGUGACGGGCACUAGUGAUCAUAGCGAAUUAGUGAUAUAGCGAAUAUUGAUACAGUGACAUAGCGAACGGAAUUAGUGAUCAUAGCGAUGCAGCGAUCAUUUUGAGGCGUGAACUGUAGCAGCGCUUAGUGCUGCAUUGUGUUUAUACUUAUUGCUGCCAACAACACAACAGCAAACAGUCACCAUGAUAACGAACAGCGUACAAAACACAGACAUCGACAGGACAACGUUCAUCUGGCACCUGAAGUUUAGUUUCACAAUCCACCUACUCCGGAAGGUCGCUUUAGGGAAAACAAGGUCAAGCAGGGAGAUGCUGACCGAUUUUUGGUUGACUUUGCUCGGGGAGUUCAAUGAGGAUCGCCUCCACAAUCUCACGGCCUAACCUUGAACAGUGUCUGUAGACCAGUCUUCGUUUACUGUAUCUGAUAAAUCAAAGAAAAAGCAAACAAAAAACUUCUUCCACCGUUGCGCCAGGGUUCCGAGUGAAAAAUAGCAGACGACGUUCCUCGAAACCAAUCAGCAGCUCGACUUUUGCGACGUCAAAAUGACGCGAGCGGCUCGACAGCUCGUUCCAGGCAUUGCCACCGUUGCGCACGGUCGUGAUUUUCAAAAUCGAAUUUUACGAUAUUUGUGCACUUGUUGAUAGAAUUACUUCACAUGGUGCGUUUUAAUAAGCAUACGAACCGCUUGGUUUAAAAAAAUGUUGGUGAUUAAAGUGCUUUCCGAGCUCCUUUAAAGUGUAAACAACGAGCAUUGGCCGAGGCUGACCACAAUUUCCCUGAGUUGUUUUCCUCUUUCUUUGUCCUCUGUUCCCUGAGUUCUUUGAAUUCACUUAAAGUGUCCAGUGCAUUUUAGUUUGGCCCAAGUGGGUUAGGGAGGGCAAAGUUGUGUGCCUGAGCCAGGCAGGGCACACUCAAAUCUUCUUGAACUCUGAGUGUAGUGAUGUUAUUGAGCUAAAAAGGAAUACAGCAAAUACCUGCUUUGGUGUACACGAGAAAUAUCCUUCACGAUGGGUGCUGUCUUUCUAAUGAAACUGCAGCCUAGUGGAGAAACCCCAUACUAGAAUGAAGCUUGAGCUGGACCCACACGCAUGAAAACAGCAGACUCAAAGCAGGCUGUUGACUCGGUUGUGUUAUCUCCAGAUCUCUCUCAGAACACAGCACUGUAUUCGCAGUUAGAACCUUGAUGAUGGACCUUCAAGAAAGUCACAAAAAACCAUAUCAGAGAGAAUCAGUGCUGAGCCCGAGCAGUUUGAGAUUUGGUUCAGCUUGCUUCAUGUUCAUCUUGGCGGAAAGAUAAUGGUUUGAACUUACUGGUUCAUGGCUGGUUCAACAUGCAGCAGAAAAUAACAACUAUUCCUUGCCCUGAGGUUCCCUGGGAAUGCAUGCAAAUGCAAAUUUUCUUGAAGGAAGUUUUAAAUCAAGAAUAUUUUCUCUUCAUGCAUUGAAUUCAAAAUCUGUAUAAGUAGUACGUACACGAUACAUCCUGGUGCACUCGUCGAAUCACAACCCUGUCGACUUUCGUCUCGUUUUCCUUUGGAUAGUUGCCGCACAUAAAAUGGAACAUCCAUUUAUGUCGAUUGUGUGUCAUCUCCACUCAGCAAACUACAAUAUAACUUUACUGCUAAAAUACUGCUUGACCAUGCACCUUUCUUCGUUUGCCAGCGUGACAGGUAAUAGUGCUGAGAAAUUUGGCCUUAAAUUGAAAAAGAUACAAGAGCCCACCUAUCUUGGAGCACACAGCAGUCCUUGCGAAGCUGAAAAAUAAAACUGUCAGAGAAACAGCGCAGGCCUGGAUAUCUUGUUCGGAAAAUGAGAUCAGUGCGAGCAGACUCAUAAGCAUGAAAUGUGCAGUAGAAAACACUGAGAACGACAGAGACGAGGAAAACAAGCUCACAACAUAUCAACUGAAACAUUUCCUUCCGUGCUCUUCAUUCUUAUGAAGUCUUAUCAGCUAGCCCAACUCAAUGUUCGGACAUGAGUCCAGUGUCUACCUUAGUACAUCUUGUCAAGAAAAGAAACUGUUCGUCGAACUGGUUCAGAGCUGUUUUAUUUUCAUGCGUUCCAGUUUGGAUUCAGUCCUGGUCUGAUUUUUGACUCUGUUGCGGCUUGGUUCGACACCUGGGGAGAGUGCAUCAUGAAGUGCAUCAUCAAAAGAUUGCCAAAUGCACACCCGAACAGAAUAUUGCUACAGAGUGUGCGAGGUCAAAACAUUGGGGCCACCCACAAUCGUGCACGUUGAUCAUGCGCUAAAUUAUUGAUGAUGCAUAGCAGCUUAUCAGCACCACUUGAUCUAUGCUCUGCUUAUGGGGCAUGGAGUAAAAAAAAAACUUGCCAUCCAGACACAUGGGUAUGCUGAGAGGGGGCAAGGGGAGACAUGCAUGCUUGGCUGACAUUCUUUUCAGCUUUCCCAGUGUGGAAAGCCUGUUAUUUCUCGCCCAAGCGUGGAGGAAUGUCGUUCGAGUAUUAUUGUAUGAAACAACAGCCUCUCCUGGAUACAUUUCCAAGUUUGUCCAAUGUACUGGGACCCACAUUUGAGCGGAAUGGUAGAUAACACAAUGUACAAAGGGUUUUCUGUGCUUAAUUUCACAGGCUGAGUGCUGGGUUUUAGGGGUGUUGUGUGUUUUAGGGGCGCACAGGCGGAUCAAAUGACGCAGCUGGUAGGGGCAACUGAACACCACGUCACAAAAAUUCUGAGUCUUUCUGAGGAGAAAGAUACCAUGGGUGUAGGGUAUUACCACUUGUGCAUUAGCUGAGGAUGUUGAAGCAAGAGAAGGCAGGCUGUUCUAACGACAAAAUCAAUCAAACAACAGAAAACCCCUUGUGUAAUAGAGGCCUUCCAGAUUGAGAAACCUGAAAAGAAUGACAGCCAAACAUCCCUUUCCUGAGGAGGUCAUCUUUGUUGGGCGGGUUUCCGCCAAUAAGCGUCACUUGCAGUGGGACGCCAUGUCAGUAUCUGUCUCCUGCGUUCUUCCACCAUGUUGGGUUACAACAAACAUGCUCUCCAUGCUCUACUCGUUUUAUAUUUAUUGCAAUUUGACAUGAUGAAAGCAAAUGUGUCGCAAAUUUAAUAGAUUGCACGUGUAUUAGCACUGUUACCAGCGUUGUAGUGUGGAGUAUUCUGCUAUGAGCAGGUUAACAAAGUCAUGUUUUAUGUGCAAUUGGUGACUAUUAUUGAAUAUGUCAUGCACGGAGGCCUACACUUUCACGUAGUGCUGUUGAACAGAGCUUCAUGCAUGGAUGGUGUGCGUCUUAUUGUAUAUGCUAGGCAUUUUAGUGCACAUUCUGAAUAAAGCUAUAUUUAUUA
Molecule: messenger RNA, 8610 nt
Organism: Ornithodoros turicata
Lineage: Eukaryota; Metazoa; Arthropoda; Arachnida; Ixodida; Argasidae
Product: cytosolic carboxypeptidase 1-like
Exons: 24
Coding region: 226-3339 (1037 amino acids)
Biological process (GO): proteolysis; protein side chain deglutamylation
Molecular function (GO): metallocarboxypeptidase activity; zinc ion binding
Source: RefSeq, a predicted model, not a curated record